Molecule: messenger RNA, 3054 nt
Organism: Periophthalmus magnuspinnatus
Lineage: Eukaryota; Metazoa; Chordata; Actinopteri; Gobiiformes; Gobiidae
Gene: ilf3b
Product: interleukin enhancer binding factor 3b
Exons: 17
Coding region: 162-2201 (679 amino acids)
Cellular component (GO): precatalytic spliceosome
Molecular function (GO): double-stranded RNA binding; single-stranded RNA binding
Source: RefSeq, a predicted model, not a curated record
UGGUUAAUUCUCUGGACUAUUGCUGCAGACGCCACCACCAGGAGCUAAUGUGCAGCAACGUCCGUCCAUUUCAACGACACCACGAAACGGAUUGUAACAUUAUCCACUACCCAAAGGAACUCUUUUUCUAACAGUGCCAUCAGCUGCUUCAAGGACUCCAGAUGAGAAUGCCUCCCCCAAUGCGUCAUCGCUCCAUGAGAGUCUUCAUGAAUGAUGACCGCCAUGUGAUGGCUAAACACUCAGCCAUUUACCCCACACAGGAAGAACUGGAGGGUGUCCAGAACAUGAUCUCUCACACAGAAAGGGCCCUCAAAGCUGUGUCUGACUGGCUGGACAAAGAGGAGAAGGGAUGCUCUGAUGGAGCUGACCCUGAGAAGGAAAGUGACCACAAAGAACUGGUGUCACGCUCUCUGCGAGGUGUCAUGCGGGUGGGGUUGGUAGCCAAAGGGCUACUCCUUAAGGGAGACCUAGACCUUGAGCUAGUGCUGCUCUGUAAAGACAAACCUACCAUAUCCUUGCUUAAGAAAGUUGCUGACAAUCUAGUUACUCAAUUGAAGCUGAUUACAGAAGACAAAUAUGUGGUGAGCCCUCAGAUCCGUGAGGCCAGUAUUGUGAUUAAAAACACCAAGGAGGUGCCCCUGACCCUCACCAUUCACCUGACGUCUCCGGUGGUGCGUGAGGAGAUGGAGCGAGCGGCUGCAGGAGAAACGCUUUCAGUCAACGAUCCUCCGGAUGUUCUGGACAGGCACAAAUGCCUGGCUGCCUUGGCUUCUCUUCGCCACGCUAAGUGGUUCCAGGCCCGGGCCAAUGGGUUGCGCUCGUGUGUCAUUGUCAUUCGUAUUCUGAGGGACCUUUGUGCCCGCGUGCCCACAUGGGCUCCCCUGCGUGGAUGGCCACUGGAGUUGAUCUGUGAGAAAGCCAUUGGCACAGGGAAUCGGCCGAUGGGAGCGGGAGAAGCGCUACGCAGAGUUCUGGAGUGUCUCGCCUCAGGAAUCCUUAUGGCAGAUGGUGCUGGAAUCUCUGAUCCGUGUGAGAAGGAGCCAACUGAUGCAAUUGGGCACUUGGACUGUCAGCAGAGAGAGGACAUCACACAGAGCGCUCAACAUGCCUUAAGGUUGUCCGCUUUUGGACAGCUGCACAAAGUUCUUGGGAUGGACCCUCUUCCCUCCAAAAUGCCUAAGAAACCAAGAACGGAGACUCCCAUAGAUUACACAGUUCAAAUCCCACCCAGCCACAUUGAUACCCACCAAUACACCCCUCCAAUGAAAAGGCCUAUAGAGGAAGAAGAUGGUACUGAUGACAAGAGUCCUAAUAAGAAGAAGAAAAAGCUCCAAAAGAAAUCUCCAGAGGAGAAGACUGAGCCCCCACAGACUAUGAAUGCUCUGAUGAGGCUGAACCAGCUGAAGCCAGGCCUGCUCUACAAACUAGUGUCUCAGACCGGACCUGUGCAUGUCCCAGUAUUCACUAUGGCUGUGGAAGUGGAAGGCAAGACUUUUGAGGCUUCUGGUCCAUCCAAACGCACUGCCAAACUCCAUGUAGCCGUUAAGGUGCUACAAGACAUGGGUCUACCUACAGGUGUGGAACUGAAGACGGCUGAACCUGUGAAAUCUGAAGAAAAUGAAGUAACAGUGGAAGAUUUGAAGCCCAUAGAACACUCAAUAGACACCUCUGACACAGGAGCAGCCCACGCAGAGAUAAAUGAUGCUGCAGAGACUGCUCGCCAACAGGGACCGAUCUUGACCAAGCAUGGGAAGAAUCCAGUGAUGGAGCUGAACGAGAAGCGUCGUGGCCUGAAGUAUGAGCUGAUCUCUGAGACUGGAGGCAGCCAUGACAAGCGCUUUGUCAUGGAGGUGGAGAUUGACGGACAGAAGUUCCAGGGAACAGGCUCCAACAAGAAAGUGGCUAAGGCCUAUGCCGCCCUGGCUGCUCUGGAGCAGCUUUUCCCUGAGGGUUCUUAUCCUGACGCUGCUAAAAAGAAGAAAGGACCACCCAUGCACUCAGGCUUUGGCAUGAUGGGAGCAGGAGACAGUGCCACGCCCCGGGGAAGAGGAAGGGGUCGUGGAAGAGGACGAGGAUACAACAAUGGAGGAGGUUAUGGGCAAGGAGGUGGGUUUGGAACCUACGGUUAUGGUAACAACUCUACCUCCGGAUACAGUGACUUUGUCUCAGACUGUGAUGGGUUCCACGAGUUUGCAAAAUAGAGCUUCCACUCUUAGACAUUUUCAAAGAAAUUUCACCAGAAAAAAUUUAUGUCCUGACAACGCCAUCCUUCAAGUUCUUACACCUGGAACAGUGACCAUCUGCCCUUCCACCCCACCUUUCAUGUACUUGGACACCACCAGAGGAAGUGCAUGUUCUGUCUGUGGACUCUUAAAACUACAGGGCUCAUCUUAUGUCCUUGUUGGACCAGAACAGGACAUUUUAAUGGAUUGCCUGGAUGAGAUGAAGGUCUAUGGGAUAUGAUCCAUUGGCCACAAUCUCUGCACUCAACUGUGUCCGUUUUCCAUUCUGUUCAAGUCUUUUAUUUGAUUUUUAAAAUGUUCUCUUGCAUUCAAAGCAACUGCUCUUUUUAUAUGAGAUCAGAAAAAAUAGCUGUUUACACCAGAAAUCAAAUGAGUGUUGCCUUUCAAAGUAUGGAUUUUUUAUUUUGCUGUUCUAUAGUUUAAGUUAUUUUUGUUUCCUAUAACAAAGCUCCGUGUUUAGCAUUACUGGCUGUACCAAUACAGAUGCAUGCUGAGACCCAUAUAUGCCACGUGCCAAUCUAAACAUUCAUUUGGAAACAAACUUUGUUAUAGAAUACUGAAGCUGGCUUUUAAAGCAGAAUUGUAUGAUGACAUUUUGUGGCAACUAAGGUAAUGUUAAACUCACUAUAGAUUAAUUAAAUACAAUGUAAAUGCUAAUGACUUAAUAUUUGGGUGUUUUUUAAAACUAAGUACAUGUGGGGCACUCUUGAGAAUACAGACUCCUGAAAAUUACAGGGAUGGCUUCACUCAAUUAAAAGUGGUUAUAUGUAUGUUUUUUUAUGUAAUAAAGGCCACUGUUACUAUUUCCUAC